AUGCAUCGGGGUCUGUAUACUCUGUUCGCUCUUUUAUGUCUUGCUACUUUCUUUGAGAGAUCGACCGCCUCCCUGGGUGACCACCUCCACGACUUCAAGGAAUGCGUCGAGAUCUGUAAAACGGAGAACUGCCAGAAUGGUAACUCGGUGCUGCCGCUGCACCACCGUCUGCUGCUAUGGACCUGCCCUGCCGAGUGUGACUAUACGUGUCAACACGUCAUCACCGACCGCCGCGUCGCUCGCGAUCCCCCGAUGCUGGAUCCCGUCGUACAAUUCCACGGCAAAUGGCCGUUCCGCCGAAUCCUAGGCAUGCAGGAGCCCUUCUCCGUGCUCUUCUCUUUCCUCAACUUUGCCGCCCACUGGGUGGGCAUGUCGCGCAUUGAAGAAGCCAUCCCGCGCUGGCACUCCCUCCGACAGUACUACAUGACCUUUGGCUACAUCGGGCUGGCCAGCUGGACCUUCAGCAUGCUCUUCCACACGCGCGACUUCCCCUUGACCGAGAAGCUGGACUAUUUUGCUGCGGGGGCCAACGUCCUGUUCGGUCUGUAUCUGGCCGUGGUUCGCAUCUUUCGUCUCGACUUGGACAGCCCACCGUACCGUCCGACCCUGCGUCGGCUGUGGACGCUGAUCUGUGUGCUGCUUUACACGAUGCAUGUGUGCUAUCUCAGCUUCUGGUCGUGGGAUUACACGUACAACAUGGCCGCCAAUGUGGCCGUGGGGAUUGUCCAAAAUGUGCUGUGGACGGGGUUCAGUAUCUUCCGAUAUCAAAAAUAUCUCAAGUCUUGGACUGCCUGGCCCGGCAUGAUUGUGGCUUGGAUCAUCUUGGCGAUGAGUUUGGAGCUGCUGGAUUUCCCGCCCUGGCAUGGACUGAUUGACGCGCACAGUCUGUGGCAUCUGGGCACGGUGGUGCCCACCGCAUGGUGGUAUUCGUUCCUGAUCAAGGAUGCGCAGGACGAUAUUGCCGGGCACCGACUGAAGGCGUAA
Molecule: messenger RNA, 984 nt
Organism: Penicillium lagena
Lineage: Eukaryota; Fungi; Ascomycota; Eurotiomycetes; Eurotiales; Aspergillaceae
Product: PGAP3/PER1 family protein
Exons: 4
Coding region: 1-984 (327 amino acids)
Biological process (GO): GPI anchor biosynthetic process
Cellular component (GO): endoplasmic reticulum membrane
Molecular function (GO): hydrolase activity, acting on ester bonds
Source: RefSeq, a predicted model, not a curated record